This is a messenger RNA of Cooperia oncophora, 753 nucleotides long. Lineage: Eukaryota; Metazoa; Nematoda; Chromadorea; Rhabditida; Trichostrongylidae. The record is from the annotation of a GenBank genome assembly.
AUGAGUGCUGGUCGAGCUCACUCUAAACUACAGCUUCUUGUACUUAAAACAUAUCGAGACUUUCUUCGUGCAGUCCGCCCACUUGAUCCUUCAAUACGUCAGCAGGUGCAGACUGAAUUCCGUGAAGCAGCGACACGCUACCAGCCAUCCGAUCUACUUCUCAUUGAAUACCGAUUACGAAGAGCGAAUAACCAAUUAAAGCAACUUCAGUCAGGAAGUGUGACAUCGAUCGGAAGGAUCACUAUAAAACGAAAGCAGGUCCGACUUCUUUCAUGCAAUAUUCAGAUCACGAUGUUUUCAGUAGCGAUGUUCUGUGUUAUAGAUGUUGUUGUGAGAACGAUGGCGGAUCAUAAGAUUCUUCCCGUCUUCGCUUUCAUAGACGAUGGCGAGCAGCUUCAACAACUCCGCGAGUACCUCAACAACGUUGGCAAAGCCAAGUUGGAUCCAAAAGGAUCACCCGAUGUAUCGGAGAAUUUGAUCGAUAUUUGCUCACAGCUUACAGUAAUGGGGGCUUGUCCCCAUCCUGUUGAGGUUGAUUUCAUCCUCAAUUCUAUUUGUUCACUCAUGGUGCUGGUACCAGCUGAGAAAGCAUUGACUGUGGUCAGUGCGUUUUGUAAUGCGAUUACACCAGCCCAUUUCAAAGGACUCGGAUGGAACAGCAACGCAGGUCACGCAGUCCAUGUUUUAUCAAACUUAUAUCGCGGAUUUGCCGCUCAUCCAAGGAUUCAAGUGAGUGAUUUUCUCAUUGCUUAG